AUGUUAGAUGUUAGAAGUUAGAAGAAGGCAGGGUUGGAGCAGCCGCGAAUCGUGUUGAAAUGGGGCCGUUGGGUCGGAGGAGCAUGUCGACGGUGUCGAAAGCGGUGGCGGAAAUCACCGGCACCGGAAAAACCAAAACCCGCAAAUCUUCCAGUGAACUCUGCAACUUCCUCGGCAUCCCUCAUCACUCUCGCUCCGAAAUCUCCCUCAUUCUGUCCAACUUCAUCAAACUCUACAAUUCCAAGAGUCCUGGUAUUAAAAAGGACAAGAUUUGGGAGCAGAAUUUGCAGACGCUUUUGCGUGGCAGAAACACUGUUGGUUUUCCCGAGAUUGCGAAAAUUCUGUCUCCGGAAUUCGGUCAGGGUGCGAUUAAUAUGAAGGGCAGUAAUGUGGAUUCCUCCGCGGAUGCCGCAAAGGGGAAAGGCCCUCAAAGGAAAGGGAAGUCCUCUAAGAAGUAGGACUUGCACGAGGUAUUCCUUCUUCUAGGACGUAGUUACUAGUUAGAUACUUGAAACUUUGUGUCUUUGCUCAAUCUGCAAUUUUGCAGCAUAAUGUCAUGAUUGAAUUCCAGUGACAACCUAUUCAAACUAAUUUGGCUGUUCUGUUGUUGUCCUUCUAAAUAAUUUUAUUCCUUCUAGUUACUCCAUA
Molecule: messenger RNA, 648 nt
Organism: Cajanus cajan (pigeon pea)
Lineage: Eukaryota; Viridiplantae; Streptophyta; Magnoliopsida; Fabales; Fabaceae
Source: RefSeq, a predicted model, not a curated record